Molecule: messenger RNA, 237 nt
Organism: Cetraspora pellucida
Lineage: Eukaryota; Fungi; Glomeromycota; Glomeromycetes; Diversisporales; Gigasporaceae
Source: the annotation of a GenBank genome assembly
AUGUCUCGUUUAACCGACGAAACUUCUGUUAGUACUGUUUUUCAAGUUGACUUGUCAAAUAGAAGUAGCUGGGUCUGGAAGUUUUUUCAUCUAGAAAUUUAUAAAGAAGACGAUGAAUGGUGUGAAAGAGAUGUUAUUUGCAAAAUUGAAACAUUAAUUGAGGUAAAAUGUGAACAAACAUAUCAAACUGAAUCUUCAAUUGGCAAUCUUAUUGGAUACUUAUUAGUAGAACAUUAA